AUGGCCGGGCCCGGGCCCCGCUGGGGCAAGCGCGUGGCGUUCCUGAGCAUCCUCCUGCUGGUGGCUGGGGUCAUCUACCUGCUGUUUGAUGCCCUCCUCUACAGGGCCGGCAACGUCGUGGACCUGCCGCACCUGAGACUCGGCUUCUACAACUUCUGCCUGUGGGACGAGGACCUUAACGCCCUGCGCUGCCACCAGUUCCCCGAGCUGGAGGCCCUGGGGGUGCCCCGGCUGGCCCUGGCUCUGGCCAGGCUCGGUGUCUACGGGGCUCUGGUCCUCACCCUCUUCGUCCCCCUGCCUCUGCUCCUGGCCUGGUGUAACGGGAGCGAGGGGGAGUGGCGGCUGGCGGUGGGCUUCCUGGCCGCAGCCUCCGUGCUGCUGGCCGGCGGCCUGGGCCUCUUCCUCUCCCUCGUGUGGAAGUGGCUCAGGCUCUCUCUGCUGGGCCCGGCCUUUCUCGCUCUGGGCAUGGCCCAGGCCUUCCUCCUGCUCUUGCUCAUGGCCACUGCUGUGUUCUCUCCGAGGGCUCAGGACGGGAGCAAGCCGGAGAGCUGCUGCUAGCGCAGUGCAAGGGUUCGGUCCCAGAGACGCUCGGGGCCAUCUCCUUAGAGCCAAUGCCCAGCUCCCACGGGAGCUAAGGAGCCCACUGGAGAGCAGGGGGCACUCCCGCAGCUUCUUAGCAUAGGGCCAUGUCUCCUUUAGGACCGCAGUGGCUGCCGUGGACCCCCAAAACCACGGUCUCACUGUCACGCGGGUCCCCGCUUUCAUUCCGCGGUUUAGCUCUACUUUGAGGGAUUCCUAGCCCAGGGACACGGUUCCUGACGGAUCUCUCAGCAGAAGUUACGGCCAGGAACGGGAAUGUGCAAGGACAGACCUCGGUGGCGGCCCUCGGGCUGUGGGAUGAGGACGUCGGCUCCCUGCGGUGUCACCAGUUCCCAGGGCUGUGCCGAGUCACCCGGGAAUGACUGCCGCAGGAGAUUCUGCACGGCCGCACACAGCGUGCCUGAAGGCUCGGGUUGCCCUCAAAGACCCCUGGAGCUGAAGCCUGGAGCAGGAGGCGGCUGGCCAGUCGCUCCCGGGGUGGGAUCCAGGAGACUCCAAACGCUUGGUAAGAAGAGGCCAACAGGUCGGAACGGUUUCACCCCCGACAGACACGGCGGCUCCGGGGAAAUUCUGUGUUUUGCAGCAUCUGUGUAUCGAGACACCUGUAAGGCACUGCCAUGUUCAGUCUGGGUCAAAGCCACGCUGAACACAGAGGUAGCAGGAGGACUGUGGUGCGACGUCGUCUCCUCCAUGGCGGGGUCUGCCCUCCCGUCCCAGCUGCCCAGGCAGAGGGCACCGGCCGGGAUGGUGUGCCAAUGGGCCACCGGCUGCAGGAGAGCUUGGGGCUGUUCACCGCGUGCUGGAAGCCACCUGACACAGGCUCCGUUCCACAAGUCCCUGUGCAUGGAGUGGCAGCACCGCUCUUUUAAACCCUCAGGUUGGCCUCCCCGGGCCUCAUUUCCCCAGGAAAGCUGGUAAUUGAAUAAAACCAUUGGAAUUCCA
Molecule: messenger RNA, 1542 nt
Organism: Lepus europaeus (European hare)
Lineage: Eukaryota; Metazoa; Chordata; Mammalia; Lagomorpha; Leporidae
Gene: TMEM140
Product: transmembrane protein 140
Exons: 1
Coding region: 1-558 (185 amino acids)
Source: RefSeq, a predicted model, not a curated record